AGUAUUUUUGUACAAGUGUGACGAGCGGACGGGCUGGGAAAUAUGUCAGGAGAAACAGUAAUUUUAGCGUACUCCGGUGGCCUGGACACUAGCUGCAUUCUGAAGUGGUUGUUGGACAAGAAGUAUGAGGUCAUCUGUGUCCUAGCCGAUGUUGGUCAAAAGGAGGAUUUUGCCGCCGCUGAGAAGAAGGCCAUCAAAAUUGGAGCAAAGAAGGUAAUCGUGGCCGAUGUUAAGCAGAGCUUUGUGGAGGACUAUAUCUGGCCGGCCAUACAGAUGGGCCUCGUCUACGAGGAGCGCUAUCUCCUGGGCACUUCCCUGGCACGACCAUGCAUCAGUGUUGCCCUAAUGAAGGCAGCACGGGAGUGCGGAGCGAAGUACCUUGCGCACGGAGCCACCGGAAAGGGCAACGACCAGGUGCGCUUUGAGUUGUGCGCCUACGCCCUUAAACCGGAUCUUAAGAUCAUUGCUCCCUGGCGGGAUGUUGAGUUCUGCCGUCAGUUCCAAGGACGCCAAGAUCUGAUUGCCUACGCCCAAGAGCAUGGAAUCGAGGUCAGCGCCAAGCCUGCCACUCCUUGGAGUACCGAUGCCAACAUCCUUCACAUCAGCUACGAGUCCGGAAUCCUCGAAGAUCCGAACACGGUGGCUCCGGACAGUCUCUAUGAGAUUACCGUCGAUCCCUUGACCAAGGCUCCAAGGAAUCCGGCUCGCUUGGUCAUCGAGUUCGAUCGGGGACUGCCCACCAGUGUAGAGGAUUUGGCAAGCAGUCGUGUUUAUACACAACCCCUGGAGAUGCUGGAUUUCCUCAACCAACUGGGCGGAUCAUACGGGAUCGGGCGGAUAGACAUCGUUGAAAAUCGGUAUGUAGGUCUAAAGUCGCGCGGGGUUUAUGAAACGCCCGGCGGCACUAUCCUGUACGCUGCUCACCAGGACCUCGAGGUAUUCGCUUUGGACCGCGAAGUACUCCGUACCAAGCAAGUAUUGCGGGAUCGCAUGGCCGACUAUGUGUACAAUGGCUUCUGGUUCAGUCCGGAGGCGAUUUAUGCCCGUAAAUGCAUUGAGUUGGCCGAGCAUCGGGUCUCCGGAAAGGUGACAGUGGAGUUGGCACCCGGCUACUGCCGCGCCAUUGCUCGGAAGGCGGCUAAGAAUGUCGGAGCUCUUUACAAUGAACAGCUCGUAUCCAUGGAUGUCCAUGGUGGCUAUGUGCCGCAGGAUGCGGGUGGCUUUAUCGCUAUCAAUGCAGUCCGUAUUCGGGAACAUGUCCGUGCAUUUGGCGCCUACGAAGUGCCAAAGCAGGAUAAAUGAACCGUAAUUGAGUGCUUUGAAAAUUGAUUUUCCACUCUUUUUUGAAAGUUUAUUUUAUUUUAUGGAUUUAUUUCUGUGACUUUUGCAUAAGGAAUAUAUUGAUAUAGAAGAAAUGCAAAAUCCAAAAUAAAAAAUACUAAAGAAAAG
Molecule: messenger RNA, 1449 nt
Organism: Drosophila eugracilis
Lineage: Eukaryota; Metazoa; Arthropoda; Insecta; Diptera; Drosophilidae
Gene: Ass
Product: argininosuccinate synthase
Exons: 3
Coding region: 43-1302 (419 amino acids)
Biological process (GO): urea cycle; L-arginine biosynthetic process
Cellular component (GO): cytoplasm
Molecular function (GO): argininosuccinate synthase activity; ATP binding
Source: RefSeq, a predicted model, not a curated record